UAGGGGAGGACUAAGAGUACACCAAACUCAGAACCAGGACUGAAUCCAGGACCACGGACCAGGAGCGGCCCAAUUCACCAUGUCAGAGUCCAUCAGAAGAAGAAGCUCCAGCAGGCAGCUUCUGCAGAACCUCAUCAGGGUAACAGCGCAGCGGAGCCAGGAGGAUGCUGAAGAGAUUGAGCGGGAGAGAAGGAGGAGAGCCAGGGAAAAGCAGAGAGGAGAGGGGAGCCCCUCCUGGCUCGAGCCCACCCAACAGAACCACCACACACAAAACACAGAGUCAGAUGAGGAGCUAAAGCCCAGUUGCUCUUUGGGCCUGGAUGAAGAUGAAGGUUUCAGUGACUGGAGCCACAGGCUAGAAACCCGUAAUGAGCAAGAGAUGCAGAAUGGCUGCAGGGCAAAGGAGCAGAGACCUUCAGCAUCACCACCAAAGCCUCAGAGUGACCAACAUCAGGUGGAUGAAGAGGGACAGGAGGAGGCAGGAGGACUAGAACCAAGGAGUAGGACCCAGGACACUUCAACAGAAGCUCCAGUGAAGACCUCGAGUGACAAAAAGGAAGUCAGGACAUCUUACAGCUCAUCUGUCUUCUUGGCACACGACACAAGGUUGCAGCACACCACCUGCCGGCCAGCAGACAUGACAUCGUAUUUGGCAGCAGGGACAAUGAAGCCACGAUAUGCUCCCUACUCACUUGGAGAAGCCUGCAGGGUGAAAGGGGAGGUGGGGGUGCAGAAGGAACAGGAGGAGAAGGAUGAGAAUAACAAGCAUGAGCAGGAGAGAGAAGAAGAAGAGGUGCAGCCAACUCUGCAGAAAGAGUGGAGGUCGACAGAAACCAGACAGACUGCAAGAGAUGACGAACAGGAGGAAGAGGAGCUAAACUUCACACAUGAAGUGAAGGAAGACCUCCACCACACAAGGGAGUGGAGACACAAAAAUGAAAAGAAUGAGGCGAAGGAGGACAAUGAAGAAGAAGAAAGAACACUGCAAAACAAGCGACUGACAGACAGCAGAGACCAGUGGAGCGAGGAGGAAAACAGAAGCUCUGCCAUUUCUCUCUGCAGCAGCAGUGACGGCGAAGAGUCACUAAACUGCUACGGUCCCAUGAGCCCAACAUUCAAGAAACUCCUCAUACAGUUUUACCCAGAUGAAGUCAGCAGCCGCAUCUCAGCAGAUGGUAAAUGCAAGAUCACAGAGCGAACAGAGUCUCUGAGGAGAAGCACCAGCAACAUAAAGAAGACACUGCCACCUCUUCCUGUUUCCAAGAUCGACAAGAGACUGGAACAAUAUACACAUGCCCUGGAGCUCUCCUCAAAGGAAGGCAGAUCAGGCUGCCAGACAGUGACUGAUCUCACUGCUCCUGCUGAACCAGUUGCAUCCAAGAAGAACCUGUUUGAGGCCGGAGAUGCCUGGAACCAAAAUGCCACCUCGAUCACAGCAUCUAAGGACGCAGAUGCUCUAAAAGUGGGUGUUGCUGAUCUCAUCAACCAGUGGGUGAAAGGAAGUGAAGACGGAAGCAGGUGUAGCUCCCCCUCCAAACCAGCAGAAAUCAAGCCUGGUGGUGUUUUAAACAAGAAAAAUUUAUGGGAGAGCCUUGGAGACACGUUAUCGUCUGGGAAAGAAGGAAAGGAGAGCUCCACUGGCAAAAGAUAUAAAUUUGUGGUGACAGGUCACGGCAAGUAUGAGAAGGUUUCUGUUGACAGCAGAUGCAGUGAGGACAUAAACUGCCAGUCAGCUGGCCACUUCUAUGAAGAUUUGUAAAACGCAUGUUGGAUUAUGAAAGUACAAUGCCGCUAUCACUUGACAAUUCUCUGUAUUUCUGCCUUUAGGUUGGGGAAAGUGCUUAAAUUUUCUGUUUCCUGUGGCACUUUGUUGAAAUAUUGCAAAAUGUAGUGAAGCAAAAAGUAGGUCUUAUCUCUGUUUAUACUAUAUUUUUCUGUGAUUGAUAUCUGAUGGAACUUAAUACAUCUUUGAC
Oreochromis aureus is the source of this 1973-nucleotide messenger RNA. RefSeq names its product lymphocyte-specific protein 1-like. Gene Ontology annotation, biological process: signal transduction. The record is from RefSeq and is a predicted model, not a curated record. The transcript is spliced from 15 exons. Gene Ontology annotation, molecular function: actin binding. NCBI's taxonomy places the organism in Eukaryota, Metazoa, Chordata, Actinopteri, Cichliformes, Cichlidae. Bases 80 to 1759 code for a protein of 559 amino acids.